AUGGUUGAGGAUGACACUGAUAAACCCUCUACUUCAAAUGUUUGUAACUUUGAUCAUGUGAGUGUAAGAGACAGUCAAACGGAUAGUAGUGAUGAUGAGGAUGAAGAAAAAGUUUUGAACAAUUCUAAGCCACAAAAGUAUGUUUCAAACGAAAAAACCAUUAAACAAAUUGUUGUUGACCAAGUGUUUGGAGACACUAAAAAUUUCGACAAAGUGUUAUUUGAAAAAGGUGCUCAUUUUCUGGAAACGAACAUUGUGGUGUAUCCAAAUUUUAAAUGUACAGAUGAUGUUCUAUUUACGAAUCAAGUGUUUUUCACUACUGGAAAUGUUGAAAACAUCAAACUGGAGUUCAACAAAAUGGUCAAAGAAGAUAACAAGAAAAUAUCAGACGAAGGAUUCUUUUCAAAUCAAAGCACUGUCGAAAACAAUCUAACAAAGAAUUCGUCUGUUUUCCAAAGACAAAAGCCACAAGGAAAAUCAGUUGAAAAACAAGAAAAUAUAAAAGAGAUUUUGAAACAAGAAUCAAAGGAAACAAAUGAGAAUGUGAAACUUAAUUCACAAGAAUUUAAGAUUCUUGUUGAAAAGUUUUCGAAUGAAAAAAGAAUUUCGAAAGGACAGGCACAAAAUAUUUUUUUUUUUGCAAAUAAAAAAGAAAAUCCUGCUCAACCAAUUUCAUCUGAUUCUCAAAAUUAUUCAAUGAAGUUUUCAACAUCUUCAAAGAUUUUUCAAAGAAAUGCUCAAAAAAAGAAUUUUCAUUCAAAAAGCCAACAAAAGUUUUCAACUUCAAAUUCAUCUUUUCCGAAACCAACAAACCCUCAAAACAGAUUCUCUUCAAAUAGAACAAAUCAAUAUUUUGCUAAUGUUCCUAAGUUUGAAACUGUUCGAAAGUUUGAAGACAAUCAAACAUUUGUGAAUGAUGAAUCCAAAACAUCUGCAAAGUUUAUUCCACAAAAACCAAAUUUUCCGAAUCCGUCUUCACACGAAGCCACUAAAGUUUUGUACACCAAAGGUUCAUCUGGGUUUGGGGGCAAUCACAAAUGUCAAGUAAAAGGAUACGGGAAAGUAACGAAUGGACAGUUUACUGUAAAUCACGUUGCUUAUGUCAAAGGUCUUCAACAUAAUUUGAUAAGUGUUUCACAACUUGUUGUGGACACUAGCAAUCAAGUUGUGUUUAACGAAGAAAGUAUCAUUUCUAAUGUUGAGACGAAUGAAGUUUUGCUGAAAUCAAAAAGAUAUAGAGAUAUGUUCACUCUUGACAUCAAACCAAUUGUUGGGGAACCCUCAGUUUGUCUAAUUUCAAUAGCUGCAUCUGAUGUUAGCUGGUUGUAG
This is a messenger RNA of Lactuca sativa (garden lettuce), 1329 nucleotides long. NCBI's taxonomy places the organism in Eukaryota, Viridiplantae, Streptophyta, Magnoliopsida, Asterales, Asteraceae. The record is from RefSeq and is a predicted model, not a curated record.